Molecule: messenger RNA, 6193 nt
Organism: Psylliodes chrysocephalus
Lineage: Eukaryota; Metazoa; Arthropoda; Insecta; Coleoptera; Chrysomelidae
Source: the annotation of a GenBank genome assembly
GGCGACUAAUCAUUUUACAGUGUUAAUUCUAUGGCUAAAGUUAUUUUAGAAUUAUUUUUCGCGUGAAAUUUUCCAUUAUUUCGAAAUUUAUCGUUAAAUUAUCAUUUUAACUGUGUUGUGAUUUUAUAAUAUAUAUUUGUAAAUUUUGUUUGACGUACCUGCUUAUAUUUUAACUUUUUUAUAUUAAAAGUUAGUCUUUCGGCCACGUGUUGUAUAAGAUUGUUAUAGAAUUUUUUUUUGGUGUAAUUGUCGACAUGGCCAAAGCUAAGAAACUUCAAAAGGGACGUACCAGUCCUACACAGGGCUCGAUGACGGGUGGUUUUGGUUUGAAAGCAAGAAAGAGGCAGCAAAAACCCAGAGUUAAGAGGGUAUCAUGGAGAGAUGAACAAGUGGAAGGAAUGAGUCUUUCUGACGUGCCGACUGAAGAAUUUACCGACCCCGCCAUAUUGGUUAUACGAGAAAACGUUAAAAUUUCUUAUUCCAAGGAUGAACUUCUGAAGUUGCGCGAGGCUCCGCUCUCUAAGAAAAAACCUGAUUUUAUCGACACUUCUGAAGUUUGUUCCUCGAUUUGGGAUCCAGAAAAAUGGGGCUUUGACCGUAAAGCGUCCGAAAAUCCUGCCGAAAACGGACCCCGAACCGGUACGGAAGGCCCGUCCGACCAAAGGCGACGACCGGGCGAUCCGAGGGUACGUUUGCGUAAAGAAAAUGACGGCAUCGUCUUGUCUCCGCAAAGGCGCAGCUUCAAAUCCGGCUGUUUCGUAUUGGUCAGAGGAGAGGCGCCCGCCCCCCGCAAUAAUCGCGCUCAUAGCCCUCUCGGCGCCAAAAAUGAAAAUUCCCAUAUGGGAAUCAGGGAGAUACAGCCCAACACCAGGCGAAUUGGAAGCGGAAGGAUUCUUCGCGAUUCCUGGGACCUCAAUGACAAGCUUGAUUCCGGAGACAACGAGUACAGCUACCGAGGUCAACAACGCAACAAUAACAACGAUCGCGAAGAAAAGUUUGGCGGCGGGAGCGAAAAAUACGAGAGGAGGAGCUUCGGCAGAGAUUUCGAAAUGUCGAGAGACAGGGAGAAUAACAACAAGGACACGAGACGGUCUAAAUACGAAAGAAGAAGGAUCUCAGAAAUGGAGGAGCCAGAAUGGUUUUCAGGCGGUCCACUUUCCCAAAAUGACACCAUUGAAUUGCGAGGUUUCGAUGACGACAAGCCUAGUAGAAAGAAACUAAGUCCGAUCAAUGGAAAGCCUACCAAAGACGUGAAGAAAAAAGGCGAAGGAAAUCAACAGCAACACACCAACAACAGUGAGAAAAGAGAACACGAACCGGUGCUGGCCGAAGGAGCCCCGCAGGUCGGGGACAAGAAUGGAGGCGAUAGGAAACCCGAGAAUCUCGCAAAGGACGAGCCGAAGGACAAUAAUGUUGAUACAGAAAAGACUGAAAAAGAGAGUAAACUCAAUGAAUUAGUAAAUGAUCAUUCAUUUAAUUUUGACGACAUCCUGAAGUGUGAUACUAUUCCUGGAUUAUUAUCGAAUGGCGUUGGAGGCGAUGGAGACAACACAAAAUCGCGUUUUAGCCGCUGGUUCAAGCAGGAGAGUCCUGAAAAGCAAGAGAGCCGCCGUUCGUCCUUGCACGACGACCACCACCAUAUCAUCAAAAAUCUCCUGAAAGAUAUAGGCGAAACCAGCGUUCAAAUACCGGGAGAUUCGGAAGCGUAUUUCGCGCCUAUUUCUCCAGCUGCCAAUACGGGAGGCAUCAUUGGCGGCAAACGAGACUUCCAACAACCCCCUUCGCAAUCGAUAAACAUUAUAGAAAUGUUGCAGAGGGGCAAGCAGCAAGGCGGCGAAUCUAUGAAGCAGUCCCUGCCCGGAAAAAUACUGAGUUUGGACGAACUUGAGGCUAAAAUUAGACACAACGUUGAAACUUCUACCGGGAUGAAUCAGAAACAUCAACAAAAGCCAGACGAAGACAUGACUGUGGCUUUCAAAAAAUUGCUGGAACAGGCACAAACCGGAGGUCAUCCUGCAUCAAUUAAUGCUUCUUUAAAUAAAAAUCAACCUAUGAGUUUACUGGAAAUGCUAAACCAUUCCCAACAACAAGACGAAGCUGCCAGGAUGACGGGAUCAAAUCCCCACGUCCACCACCAGCAACACGCAACGAACGAUCUCACCAUGAAACUGCAACAAGCUCAGCUGCAGCAACAGCAAAAGCAGCAAAUGGAUAUGCUCAACAAAUUGAUAAAUGCUACGUCUUCUGUUCAUACUCAACAGUUGAGAGCUUCUCCUCUGCACGAUCUGGUCAUGCAACAAAGCAGAGAUUUACUGAACCGUCCCGAAGCCCAGGCCAUUCUCCAAGGUUUGAAACGGGGUGAAAUCACUACCCAACACCUCUAUCAGCAAUUGGCCAAUCCGGCCUUACAACCGCGACACAGGGAAAUGUUGAUGACCAUCUUGAAAGUUAACGGAGGCGGCAGUUUUGGUCCGAGCCCGCGGGUGCUUAGCCCAGUGCCCCCGCACCACAUGUUUCAACAACAACAGCAGCAGCAACAACAACAACAACAAUUACGGGUGUCACCUCUACCGCCGAACGCGUAUUGUGUGUCUCCAAUAUUGGCAACUAGUCCAAAUACACUGACAGUACCUGCCAUGCACCAGAGAAUUCCUUCGCCUAGAGAACUUCAAGUCCACACUCAGGGAAUUUUGCAGAGGGCUUUGAUAAAGAAGAAGCUUGAAGAACAGCAAGAAAACUACCGUAAAAAGCAAGAGAUGCAGCGAGGUCAAAGUCCAAAUAACGGCGGUAAUCAAGGCCUAACGAAGAACUUAACUUCACCCACUCCUUUGACGUUUACUCCGACUUCAGUAUUGAGAAAAAUGACUGCAGAUAAAGAUGAAGGUAAAGAAAAUAAGGGACUUGAUGGUAAAGUUCCACCAGGCAGACCUUUGACUGGAAUGAGAGCUCAGCAUCCCCCACCUCAAGUUCAACAAUGGAAUCCCAGCGGACAAUAUAAUAUAUCCAACAAGCAUCCAGGUCGUCCUAUUGUCAAGGCGAAUAACAAUUUCCCAGUCCAAGAGCAAUUCUUUGGACAGCAGCCAUCACAACAGCAGCAACCUCAACAACAUUCUUCACAACAACAGAGAGCGCAGCAACAACAGUUAGCAUUCCAGCAACAGCAGCAACGUAAGCCUAUGAGCCAGCAAGUAAUGGGUUCUCAAUUCACUUCCGGCCAAGGUGUUCCUCAAUCUCAGUACAAUCCUCAACAAUACUCGACUAAUCAACAGUUUACCCAACAGCAAUUGAGAGCGCAGCAUCAGCACAGGCCGGCCAACCAACAGCCAAGCGUUCAGCAGCCGCAACAGCAACCGCAGCCAAUUUCCUUCCAGCAACCACAGAACAGUCAGCAACAGCACUUGGGGGGAGGAGGGACUUGGCAACAGUUCUUCAGUAACGCACAACAAGCAGGUAGCAGAAAUUCCAAGGCAAGCCUGGAUGUCGAUGGGGGUCGCCUAACAACAAACGCGCCCACUUCCGCCGCCGCAACCGUCAAUCAGUUGGCCCGUUGGUUCUCCCCCGACUUACUGGAACGCGCCAGAGGUGGCGAACUGCCAAGCACUGCCGGUCUCUCGCAGCACGUUCUCAGCCUUGAGGAGAUCGAACGGCAAACGGCGCCCCCCGUCCACAACUAAGUACUUUUUUUGCAAUUCUUUCGCUCGUAUUUGAAAGAUGUUGAAGAGGGGCGUCGGGAUGGGGAACGGAACGGUAAAAUCUGAGCCAACGACUUGUUAAUUUUAGUAAAAAAAUUGAAUGUUUAAAAAAUAUUUAAUCACCUUAGGAGAUCGUUUUGUCAAUUUGUCCUGAAAAACCAACAUUAAGGAAAUCGUUCGAAAUUCCUCACCCAACAAAACAAAUUACAAAAUAAAAAAAAAAUCAUUGUAACAUUUUGUAAAUAAGCAAAAGGAGUUACAUAUACAUUGUGAUAGAGUUAUGAAAAGUUAAUGAAUUUAUUUAAAAAAAAAACAUUUGUUCAUUUUAAUCGGAAUCUGACAUACAACAUCUGUGUAUAUCCUCAGUCUUUGUAAAGAAAACUUGGUUGUUACAUUACUAAAAUAAAUUAUGCUUGUCGACUGAACGAAAAUAGGGUUAUUGGGUAAAAGAAAAUUGAGUUUUAUUUUUUAGAAUGUGAAUUUUAUUUUUUGUUUUGGUGUGAUAGAAAAGUUUUUGUUUCGUUUUGGUGUUUUAGUAGAGUAAUGGCAACCACUUUCAAUAAAAUUAAACAACCUUAAAAACCAUUUAUUAUUUAUGAAUAUAUCAUAAUACAGCAAUCCUAGAAUUCUUUUAUCUUCUAACAUUCAAGAACUGAUAUUUUUGUGUUCUCUCUUUUUUUAAAGUAAAUUUAAACUUUCUUCGCAAUUAAAGCUCUUUUUAGAUAACGAGAUCAAACGAAAAAUAAGUCAAUUGCAAGAGAACUUUUCUUCGCGAAGAAAUUCAAAAACAUUCCUAAUAUUCUUACGUAAUCAAUGAUUUUUUGCACAAAAUCAAAGGUCAGGUUAGAAGCAACUUUCAAAAAUUCCAAAAGGUACCUUAAUGCGUUGUUAUUAAGCUCAAAUUUAUGUAGGAACCAUUUUAUAUUCUAGAAGAUGUGUAAAAAGUUCCAUUUUUUGUUUUUUAAUUGUAUUAAGAUUUGUGAAACUACAUUUUUUGUGAUUAACUAUACAUACAAAGCACUACCCAAAUAAUAUUUAUACACAAAAUUAGACUCCAGUUUGAGUACAUUUUAAUUUUGUUUGAAGUACAUGUUUGUGAAAGUGUCGCUCCGGUUCUUGUUACAUUUCGUUGCUUUAUCGCAAUAUUCUACCAGUUUGGGGCUACAAAAUUAUUUAAAAAUACAGUAUUAUCUUGUGAACUGGAGCAAGUUUUUUUUUUAAUUGUGUAGUUCUUUAACAUUGUUUCUUAGGGAAUGCUUUAUAGUUUUUUUUUACAUAUUUUCUUACUAAUAAAGAUGGUGAGAAGUUACCAAUGUGACGGAAAGGAAAUUGUAAAAUUUACAAACUCUGUGAGAUAUAAAAAUAUUUUGUUUACUUUCGUGUCACAUACUGGAAUACAGAAAUUUAGACAUUUCUAUAGGUGCCCUUAUUUUUAACUUUUCUAAUUUGAGAAAGUUUCGUACUAUUACAAAAAUAAACUAUAUUAGUUUUAAUAAAUGGUUUUAGGCCAUGUGCCAUUUCGUUCAGUUCUACAGGUCUGUUUUCCAAUGGUUUUUACAAUAAUUCAUUUUCCUGAAUUUAUUUGAGCUUAAUAAGUAAAGAGAUUUGUAUUUAUAACAUUGUAUUCUGAUAACAUGCAUCAGUAAAUUAAAAUAAUUGUGUUAUAUUUAUAAAAUGAAUCUUGACUAGGUUAGUAAACCUUUAAAUAAUUGUUAAAUAUAUUUUGAAUUAAUUCCACAUACUUGUCAGGUUACAAGAAAUAUACAAAUUGUUCUCCAAUAUAUUGACUUGAAACGCAAUAAAUGAUGGUUAACCAAGCAUGUACUUAAAUUUAUUUGUUCCAGAACUUUUUUUGUAAUAUUUGUUAGUUGUUACAUUUCUGGCUGAAGGAGUCCAUUAGACGAAAGUUUUGAAUAUCAAAUGCCAAAUAAACAUUGUUAAAUCUAGGUAUUUCUUUCUGUAAAAAAACUGUAUAAUGAGAUGAUUUUGUAAAUAUAAAGAUGUCGUGUUAACAUUGACAUAAUUUUUUUGUUUGAAAAAUAAUUAAAUGAGCAAGAACAAUAAGCACCAGUGUUUGAAUUAUACCUUUCUCCUCCCAUAACUCGCCAUUUUUUUUUUUUUUUUUUUUUCAAUAUAAUUAGGCAUUCCAAACAAAUUACCAGUGGGCAGGUUUGGUAUAUCUAAGGGUGGCGACAUAUGGUGUAUUCUAUCUACUUUACGUAAAAUCAUUAAUAAUGGAUUACAUUUAAAUAUUUUAUGUCAAACACAAUAAAAAUAAUAUUUAAAAAACCCACCUAUACAUUUCUUCAUAAAUUGGCAGGCUUGGCGAGUACUACUUCGAAUAAAAAUAGCGUCCAAGUUACAAGACAUACGCUACCCCCUUAAAUAUACAAGAAUUUCCCACUGGCACCUAUUGUUUGACAGGUCGUUGGAAUGAAUCUGUCAGACUAGUGGAUGCUAGGGUGCAUUUAGAAUGCCACGCCGCACAAAGUGAAAGAUUG